Messenger RNA from Fundulus heteroclitus (mummichog), 1460 nucleotides. RefSeq lists its product as uncharacterized. Bases 298 to 816 code for a protein of 172 amino acids. The transcript is spliced from 6 exons. Lineage: Eukaryota; Metazoa; Chordata; Actinopteri; Cyprinodontiformes; Fundulidae. The record is from RefSeq and is a predicted model, not a curated record. Gene Ontology annotation, biological process: reciprocal meiotic recombination; synaptonemal complex assembly. Gene Ontology annotation, cellular component: chromosome.
AUUAGCUGCAAUAACUCAUGAUGUGGUGGGCUUACGUUGAAAUGACCAUAUAAACAGUUUGGUUUGUGAGCUAAUAAACAAAUUUCUUAUCAGUACAAUUGUAUAUCUAAAUUCCUUUAAACGCAAUUGUUUUGCUAACAGGAUUUGUUUUUAAGAGGAAAAACGAUAUUAUUGUCUUGACAUCAAGAAGGCCUACCUGUAAAAUAAAUACGGGUUUGGAAUAAAUGUUAAAACGGCUUGCCCUAUUUCUGUUUCGCCCGUUUUCUGACCUUCAUUAUUAGUCCAGCUUUAUCAAAAAUGGCUGCAACUAACGAAACGCCUGCCCAGUGGAAAACGACAAUUAUAAUUAGCUCGUCCCUCCAGAACCACGACACCUGCAGGACGCUGAGCGCACAGCAGCACAGAAUCCGGUUCUCCGACAGCGUGGAAGCCGGAGCCUUCAUCUUCCCUCGUUCAGGUACCGCGUUCCUGCUGGUUGAUCCUCAGCACCUGCCAGAGCCUUUGGAAGAAUCCGGCUUAACCGAGCGCAUCCAAAAAUUUGUGCAGGUCCACAGGAACUGCUUUUUACUUCUUUAUUCUCCCUUUAAUGGGAAGAAAGAACUGCAGGUCUUGUCUCAGAUUCAGCACAGGUUUUUUGGCAGCAAUUUGAAGAUCCUUCCUGUACGAAAUGGUGCCCAAAUAGCAAAAGGAAUGCUGACCGUCGCCAAGGCCACCAGUAAGCCACACGUUGACAGAAUCCGAGAGCGGAUGUCUGUGGCCCGGGCUCACGUCGUUGACACCAGUCCUGUGUGGGAAAUGCUAAAAGACAUUUUCUAAAGCCCAGCAGACAAGCCACUCUCACAGGAUGGAAGGGAUUUGUUCCACAAAGAUCCAGGAUAUUAUUUAGUCUGACCACAUGAUACACACUGCCUGGGGAACAAGUAUCACCACCCAGAUUUGUCUAACCAAAGACUUCAGAGGGACUAUUUGCUCGUCACUACGUUAGUAGUUACAGUUUCAGUUAACAAAUAAUUUAAUUUAGUGAUGCAGUGAUAACCUGCUGCUUAGUAGAAAAACACACCGCUGGUUAAAGGGAAAAUAUAAGCCUUUAUCAUAAGGUGAUUUGGGUAAGUAGCUACUAAAAUUAAAUGUCUGAUAUGGUUUUAUUAGCAUUAAAGUUAGAAGGGAACUCAAGUGUAAAAAAAGAAAUAUGCUAAUUAAAAUGAUCAAGAUCAAAUAUUUAUUUCUAAUUCCAUUCAAUUUCACAUUAAAAGCAUUUCUGUUUCUGAACAAAUACAUUUCAUUUUUCUUGUCCAUCUCCCUGGGGAAGUUUCUGCGAACGCCUUUGAGGUUUAUCUUGACUAUAAAGAGGCUUGCAUGUUUACUUCUGGCUGUUCUCCACAUGUUAUCAGACUUUAAAGGUGCAUAGCCACUUUAUUCGGCUUUUCUUUUAUUAAUACGUCAGUAGCUCACUGUGGUUG